Saccostrea echinata is the source of this 786-nucleotide messenger RNA. RefSeq lists its product as uncharacterized. Bases 65 to 775 code for a protein of 236 amino acids. The transcript is spliced from 2 exons. NCBI's taxonomy places the organism in Eukaryota, Metazoa, Mollusca, Bivalvia, Ostreida, Ostreidae. The record is from RefSeq and is a predicted model, not a curated record.
CAAGUCUUAUGGUUUUGGAGAGCAAUUUAUUUCAUCUGAAAAGCUUGAAGCAGUUACAAAAAAUAUGGUGGACAUCCCAGAAGCUGUGAUUGUUGCAAACCCAAAGCCACCCUCUGAGAAGACAAGACAAAGAAAAUCUACAAGUCGUUUACUGUCAUGUUGUGAUCCUGACUGUGUAAAAGAGUUCAGAAAGGAGAAUCAACUGCUUAACCACCUAGCAGUUGGUAAUCAUGUUUAUGACAAUGAAAAGACCGACAACAUACUGGACACUUCAAAGAGAAUGUGGGCAGAAGUAUGCACCAAAAUCAGAUCUACUCAGCCCAGUGUCAGUGUGGAAACAUGUGAUAUUAACCCUGCUGAUGAAGUCUCGUAUGAGACACCGGCAUACGCACUGAAGCAGCGGAAGAAAAAUACAAGGUUUUCAAGUAAGGUGAAAAAGUAUUUGCUUGAGAUUUAUGAUGAAGGAGAGAAAACCGGCCGAAAAGCCAAUCCAUACACUGUAAGCAGACAGAUGCAAUCUGAAAAAGACUUUGAUGGGGAGAGACUUUUUAGCCCAAGUGAAUGGUUGACACACCAACAAAUCAGAGGUGUUUUUGCAGGUUUUGUUUUAAAAAAACAAAGAAUGCUAAGCUGUACUUCCCAAACAAAGCGCUUGAAGUUGGAGGAGGUCAACGAUGAGCAGGAUGUCGAAAUACUCGAAAAUAUCAUAAAUAGUCUUCAGGCAGCGGAACAAUUUGAUAGUGUCCAAGCAAUAGCCAAUGAACUAGCGGAAUAAAUGGCUGUCAC